This is a messenger RNA of Vitis riparia (riverbank grape), 828 nucleotides long. RefSeq names its product probable NAD(P)H dehydrogenase subunit CRR3, chloroplastic. The record is from RefSeq and is a predicted model, not a curated record. Gene Ontology annotation, cellular component: NAD(P)H dehydrogenase complex (plastoquinone); chloroplast thylakoid membrane. NCBI's taxonomy places the organism in Eukaryota, Viridiplantae, Streptophyta, Magnoliopsida, Vitales, Vitaceae. The transcript has 3 exons. Gene Ontology annotation, biological process: photosynthetic electron transport in photosystem I. Bases 69 to 551 code for a protein of 160 amino acids.
GUCUUGGUCGAAUACUCAACCAUGUCCUCACUUCUUACUCCCUGACUCUGGGUGGUUUGACGAAGUUGAUGCGAGCGUCACACAGUAUGAGGUGCGUUUCCAUGUCCACACCUAUCGCUCUUGCCUCCCUUAAUCACCACUCACAACCACCUCUUCCUCAGCCCAAGCGCAUUGAACCUACAACCCUACCAAAAACUAAGCGCCCUCAACCACCACAGCGGCAGCCCUCCGUCAUCCAAAUCGAAAGAGCCAUCGGUGCUGGCAUUUUCCGCGACCGCGACCCCAGGGGUUCCGAGCAAAACAAGACUCUAUUUGACCUACUUUUGUCCAAUUCUAUUGGCAAGACCGAAGGGUCUGUCGAAAAGAAGCUCCGCGAGACUGGCGAAUGGAUCAUUGAUAGAGCAGAGGGGACGUCACGCUCUGCUGCAAAGCAAAUUCUAAUGGUUACGUUUCUAUGGGUUCUACCAACAUGGACUCUGUUGCUCCUAGUAGCUUCCGGAGUCUUAAAGCUACCAUUCAGCAUUCCAUUUCUUGAAAACCUCAUUAUGUGAACAACAAUUUCCAUCUCAGUUCAAGCCCUGGCUCCAGCGUGACUGCUAGCUGUGUCUAUUCCAUGAUCCAGCUUACAUAUCAAUUUGACAUCCUAUACCAACGGCCAUCGCUUAUUCUGAUGGGUGUCCCAGGGAAGCGGGCACAAGAGUUGCUUGGGUUCUGUACAGGUACUGUGGUGGACCCAUCCUUCUAAGUUGUUUUCCUGGGAUAAACCGUAUGUGUGGCUUCCAGCAUCCUUAUCACUAGUUCAAUAUGAUAUUAUUUUUUAAUAUGGUA